This is a messenger RNA of Syngnathus acus (greater pipefish), 885 nucleotides long. RefSeq lists its product as uncharacterized. Bases 64 to 795 code for a protein of 243 amino acids. Gene Ontology annotation, cellular component: extracellular region. Gene Ontology annotation, biological process: intracellular iron ion homeostasis; defense response to bacterium. The transcript is spliced from 8 exons. NCBI's taxonomy places the organism in Eukaryota, Metazoa, Chordata, Actinopteri, Syngnathiformes, Syngnathidae. The record is from RefSeq and is a predicted model, not a curated record.
GAUUAUCUCAACAAAGUCAAAGAAACUGAACACAAUCGACAAACACCACAUACUCUCGAGACGAUGAAGACCUUCAGUUUGUCUGUUGCAGUGAUCAUCAUGCUUGCUUUCCUUCUGAUUCAGGAGGGUUGCACCAUCUCUACUGAUAAUGGGGAUCCUGACCAGCAUACAGUGGACGCAAGUGCAGGAACUGCUGCUGAGAUACUGGCAGACCAAUGGAAGGUGCCAGACAGCAACAGGCAGAAACGCCACAGUGGACCUUGCCGCUUUUGCUGUAAUUGCUGUCGUCGUAUGAAUUUCUGUGGCCUCUGCUGCGAAUGGAGAAAAGGAGCUCAGCCCGUUCUGCCUCCAAGCGAGGCAAAGCCCCAGGGCCCUAAAGCCAAGAUAAAGCAGUCUUUGGUACUUUUGACAAGAGUAACUCCACAGACUGAAGAGACUGAACACAAACAACAAACUCCACAUCUAAGGACAAAAAUGAAGGUCUUCAGUGUGAUCAUCAUGCUUGCUUUCCUUUUUACUCAGGAGGGUUGUACCUUCUCUACUAAUAAUGGGGAUCCCAACCAGCAUUUGAUGAACGCAAGAGCUGAAGCAGCUGCCGAGAUCCACGCGGACCAAUGGAAGGAAGAGGAUUUGGUAAGAGCGAGAGAUGAAGUUUUGGAAAAAUUUGAGAUGCAAUCAGAUGAACCAAAGAUGGAUUAUGGUGCCAGACCUGUCCGCAAUGCGAGAGAUUGCCGCUGGUGCUGUGGCUGCUGUGGUAAAGAACCUACAUGGUGUGGUCUCUGCUGUGACUGGUGAUUCCUGAAAUCUUCUGUCAUCAACCUGUGUGCAUCCUUCACUACACUGAUAUUAACAUUUCUGAAAUACAUUGUCAUACAUAAAAUCAAA